Molecule: messenger RNA, 591 nt
Organism: Aspergillus pseudonomiae
Lineage: Eukaryota; Fungi; Ascomycota; Eurotiomycetes; Eurotiales; Aspergillaceae
Exons: 5
Coding region: 1-591 (196 amino acids)
Source: RefSeq, a predicted model, not a curated record
AUGAGUUUGCCGACAAACAAGUGUCGGGGAAAAGGGGGAAACAACACGUUGAAAAUAAUCGUCGAUUCUGCCUCACUUGCGGUGUCUGGAAAGAAUAAUAAAAACAUCACUCGAAAUGCUCUCGGACCAUCCUUCGCAAAAGACCAGCUCUCCGCGGCUGAAUCACCGGCUGUAUCUUUACUUGGUAACUCUCUGGUUCAAUCCCCCAGAUCUGAUUGGGACAGCCUGCGAAUUACCUCGUGCAACUCUCGGCCAAGAAUCAAUCCUGAGCAAAACAAUCCCCCUAAUCAUCAUGGACCGGAUAUAAGUGACAGAAAUGAGGUUUUCUAUAUCGAAGCAUAUAUAUCUUCCUUCCACCCUGGUGACCAGCUUGUUCUUAAGGUUACUCCUAAGACAACCAUUAAACUGGCCCGGAAACACCGACUGAACUAUUCCGGGUAUCCAACUACCAGUAGCAAUAACUGGCAUCAAACGGAACUGCAACUGGCGGUGUUAUAUACACAAUUCCAUCAGGUGCUAGUUAAUUUUGUUUAUUUAAUUCGUGGGGACGUUCUGGGCUCGAUCUGGAAACAUGUUAAAACUUUGAUCUAG